Molecule: messenger RNA, 1937 nt
Organism: Hypoxylon fragiforme
Lineage: Eukaryota; Fungi; Ascomycota; Sordariomycetes; Xylariales; Hypoxylaceae
Exons: 1
Coding region: 159-1784 (541 amino acids)
Source: RefSeq, a predicted model, not a curated record
GUCCGGAGAUAGUUCGCAUUGUCGUCAUCGGCCGGCUCUAUUCGCCGCUUAUCUCCAUUCCCGAUUUUUCUCACUGAAUUUAUCAAUCCCAUCCACGCAUCCGACGUAGCAAGACACAAUGAACCCUUACUUAUCCUCGCGCUUCUUAGAACGCUUGAAUGGCUAGAGGGGCAGUACCUCCCUAUAUUUGCGCUUCGUGCGCUCGUAACCUGUUCAAUCGAAACAUCCAAUGCGCCACCCCAAUUCAACGAAGGAAAUAUGCAGCGAACAUUCACGGGGCUUCGGGAAACAUCACCUCUGAAAAUAAAUCUAAGGAAAAUAAAGAAUCCGAAAAUUUAGAAAACUCUUCCAAUGGCAACACCAAAUCUGAGUUGGGCCCAUUGGCCCGUCGUCUUGAAGCAGCGACAGAGGAGACCUUAUUCACUGGUGGGAGAGCAGGCCGACGAGCUGUAGAGGAUGCGGGUUUCUCGGACGAAUUGAAAGAACGUCUGUUAGCAAAAGUGAAGGAUGCAGAGUUUAGAUCGGAACAUGCAGCAGCUUUUGCUGAAGCUAAUAUGCCCUCCGAAGCUGGCGCAGGUACUCGUCUCACAGCUACUAGUCAACCAUGGACAGGCACCGAAAGCACAGAAGACGCCGUUUUACGAAUGCUCCAUGACGCACAUAAACCAUUAAAACGAGAAUUACGAAGCCGCCCCAAAAUACCUGAACUUCAACCAAUUGACAUGCGAAUUGGACAAGAGCGUAAAAUGAAGCCAGGGCAUAGAGCCGCCAAUGCCAGGGAUAAGGCUUCGAUGUACGCGAGUAUGGGCAUGAAAGAAGCAGGGGAGGGCCUCAGUGAGAAGGAGAGGGAGGAGAUGCGAAAAGAACUCCGCGACCGAUUUCGACCCGCCGCUCGAGCUAUGCCAAAUACAUUGUCUGGACUAGCUUCAUUGGCAAACGAGAGAAUCGAAGACGCCAUUGCAAGAGGACAAUUCAAAAAUAUUCCGAGAGGCAAGGGCAUUGAGCGGGACACGAGGAGUGAUAAUCCAUUUAUUGAUACGACUGAAUACAUCAUGAACAAGAUGAUCAAGCGUCAAGAGAUAGUACCGCCUUGGAUUGAGAAGCAGCAGGAAGUAGCGAAAGCGGCGCAUGUGUUUCGGGCACGGCUACGAGAUGACUGGAGGCGCCACGCUGCUCGGAUGAUUGCGAGCAAAGGUGGUCGCCUUGAGGAUCAGUUGCACCGAGCGCGACAAUAUGCGAAAGCCGAGCAAGUAUAUAACCCGCGAAAGCGUAACGUAGACCAGAUAGUGGUACCUACCAAUGUGACGGAUGAUCCAAUUAUGGCCAAGAUGCGAGAGCAGGCAUCCUUGGAAGAAGCGAAUUCCGAGACGGCCCCGGACACGGUUGAGAGUGGGGCGACAUCUCCAGACGAGCCCUUGCCACCUCCUUUCCGCGAUCCAGAUUGGCUAGCAACUGAACAAUCUUACAUGAAUCUCUCAAUUAGCCACUUGAACACACUCACUCGGUCAUACAACCUGAUGGCUCCGGAACUCGCGAAGAAGCCAUACUUUUCGCUCGAGCGAGAAUUAAAUAAUUGUUACGCCGACGUUGCGCCACAGCUGGCAGACAUCAUCAAGGACCGAGCUGCCAAGCCGUCUAGCAAGUCACUGUUGGGCGGCAACCACACUACCACCAGCAUCUUGGAUCGUUUUGGAAAUAGUAGUCAUACUGCGAAAGUGUAUGACUCGAAAGCGCCUCAUUAUGGGUUUAAAGAGAUGUGGCGGGAUCUUUGGAGCCGUAACUGAUUCUUGACUCCUGAUGAAUGAACGGGGUUUUUUGUUAAUGCAUAUUGAUUCCUGGUGAUGAAUGAAUUCAAACACGAAGAGUUAGUUGCCCAUGCAUUACAUGUAAAUUAAAGAUAAAUGAAUCAGGUCUUUAAAUAAAAUAUUAAAAACUGA